AAAUCCACAUGAAAAGGUGCCUAAAUCAUCAUCAGUCCACCUAUCUCAGGAUCGUUUCAUUACGCGAUACGUUAAAACGGGAAAGAUAACCCGUGCCAUUGCACGCUCUCGCGUUACAUUUCCCCGUUCAUUUAACCACAAGGAGUGAGGAGUCAAGAACCAGUUUGAGCGUAGAAUAAUUCGAGGCGCGCGCUAUUGGCUCCCCGUCCUCAUCUGUCAAUCUGCGGAGGCGGGACUCUGUGAUCGCGUUCGCAGGAGGCGAGAGAUGCACGAGCUGUACUUUUCUACUGUGUUGGAGCGCUUCGCACUUCCCGAGCUCAGUCCGAGCGUCAAGUGAACGGUGUGCGGAAAGCGCAGUUGGACUUCAACCGAGGAGAAGUUAUUGAAGGAGCCUGUUGUAUUGAUUGCAGCAGCCUGCACCUGGAUAAGCAUCACAAUCAGCGCGCGGAGAAGCGAAAGAGCGAAGAAAGUGUGUUUCGGGCAGCUGUUACAGAAGGAAGGCAAUAUGAUGGUGAAGCAGCAUGUGCUGUUUACCCUGUACAGCAUCUGCGGGAUCAUCCUUAAAGAUAUUCUUGCCGUUUCAGUGGCGGCAACGAAAAACAAAGUGAGAGGAGCCCAAGGCCAGUUCCCUCUCGUACAGAACAUGACUGUGACAGAAGGAGGGAUAGCCAACUUGACCUGCCGUGUGGAACACAAUGACAACACCUCCCUCCAGUGGUCAAACCCUGCACAACAGACACUCUUCUUUGGGGACAAGAAAGCGCUGAGAGAUAACCGGAUUGAGCUGGUCCGAGCCACGGCGCAGGAGUUGACGAUCAGCAUCAGCGAGGUCACGCUGGGAGACGAAGGGCUUUACACGUGCUCCCUCUUCACUAUGCCUGUCAAAACAGCCAAGGCUUUCCUCACCGUCCUGGGUGUGCCUAAGAAACCAGAGAUUAAUGGACUCACCAAGCCUGCAAAAGAGGGCGAUCACAUCACUCUGACCUGUGUGACCUCUGGCAGCAAACCUGCGGCUGAUGUCCGAUGGUUCAGAAAUGAGAAGGAGAUCAAAGGUGCCAAAGAGGUGAAUGCCAGUGGCAAGACAUUCACAGUGAAGAGUUCCCUGCGGCUCCAGGUGGACCGGCAGGAUGACGGUGUGGCCUACACUUGUAGAGUGGACCACGUGGCCCUGACUGCCACCCACGAAGACACUACGCAGGUCUUGGAGGUCCACUAUGCUCCCAUUGUAAACAUCAUACACUCCGCCACCCUCCCGCAGGAGGGACAGUACCUGAAACUGGAAUGUGUACCAAAAGGAAACCCCUCGCCAGACCCAGUACUCUGGACUAAAGACGGCGGAGACCUGCCAGACCUGGAUCAUAUGAUUGUCGAAGGAAGAGAACUCACCUUCACGUCACUGAACAAAACCGAUAACGGCACCUACCGCUGUGAAGCCACCAAUCACCUCGGAACCAGUCAUGCUGAAUAUAAGCUGGUCAUUUAUGAUGCCCCCACCACACCAUCACCAUCCACAACCUCCCCUGCACCCACCCUCCCAGACACUCCAGGUCCCUUAGACUCCAAGAAUCUCAAUUCUGCCGUCACCGGUAACAGAGAUCCUAAUGCCCAGAAAAACGUGCCAGAUCACGCUCUAAUCGGAGGAGUAGUCGCUGUUGUCGUUUUCGCAACUUUGUGCUUAAUUAUUGUUUUGGGACGCUACCUGGCACGGCAUAAAGGCACGUAUUUGACAAACGAGGCCAAAGGAGCAGAUGAUGCCCCGGACGCAGACACAGCCAUCAUCAAUGCCGACGGCAACCACGCACACGCAGAAGAAAAGAAAGAGUAUUUCAUUUAGACUGCAAAUGGCACUGCGCUCCUCUCUCUCCUCUCAUUCCUUCCCUCCUUCCCUGCACAGGAACUUCUUCAGACAGCAGUGGAAGCUUCUUCUCACAUUUGUUGUUUUGUUUUGGGUUAUUUUUUCAUUUCAUUUUGGUUUUCUUUUGCCUUUUUCAAUAACAGCUCACCUGCUACUUUUUUACGAGCAACUUAUUUGCUGAAGAUGUCACCUUUUGUAAUCAUUACAUAGCUGUAAAACACGCCCAAAGUAGUCCAAAAAUGUCUAAAUCUCCAAAUAUGAAAAAAGAAAAUUGUCUGCAGCCAUCUUUCAGUAAGGACUCGCCCUCCAUCUUCUCACAGUGCCUAAAUAUACAAAUGUUCGCUGAAUUUCAGUCAAUGCCUUUGUUUGUCAGGCCUCUGAUUGGUUGCUUGCUUUUAUCUUCAGCGUUAUGAUUUUUAAAAAUGUUUUGUGGUCUGUUUCUGUUUUAAUUCAUUUCUACUUUUGUUUCGGUUGUGAUUCAUGCUGAAUCCAUUUGUUAUGCUGUUUCUCCCAAAAAAAAAAAAAGAUGUACAGUAGUAAAAAAAUAUACUCAGACUUGAAGUGAGGGAGGUUCCCUUUUUAUUCUACAGAUUUUUAGGUGUUAAUAAUGUUAUCGGUACGUAGAGACGCUCCAUUCUCCAAAAGACCAUUACAUGAUGUGAAACUGACAGCUCACACUAUGACUAAAAUCAGUAUUUUGUACUUGAACUGUAGAUAUUGGUACGUAAAUGAAUAGCUCCACAGAAGAUCUCAGUGUGUUCCACCUGAAAAUCACCUUGUGUUUUUAAAAAUUAGGAUAAGCAGUUAGGUUAACCAGCUCUGGUUACCAGAUAAACCAUAGCGGGUUAGUGAUAUAGCAACCAGGCAAAGAAAGAAAGAAGAAGCCCAGUCGUGUGUGUUUGUGUAGUAUGAUGAUGCAUCUCCACUGCUUGGUUCUUAUGACAACCGCUUAUUCUUACACUGAUCGGCCCAUAACAACAGAUCCACGGUCCAGGCGGGAAACAUCCGUACGCCAUCCUUCAGCUGUUUACACAACCAUUUUGCUGAACACAAGAUAUCUCACAAAACAAAAAGUGAUACUUUAAAAGGAACAAAAAUAAGUAGUGCGCAACUAUUUCAGUGCUCUUAAACCUUCAUGUCAUUGGUCAGAUCAAUAGGCCUAUACAGAUCCCCAAAAAACAUUACAAAUGUUAUAACAAUGCUGAUAUGUUGCUGAUAUGCAACUUUCACCUGCUCAUUCCAUAGCGUGAGGUUUAGGCCGAACAAAUUAAUAAGCACAAAAAAACUAUUGAGUGAGGUCUAAUGCAACAAUCAUGACAUAAAAUUUGAUUUUCAUUACCCAGACUGGACAUCAGUACACUAAAGUCAUGGAUUAUGUUGAUGGUUGGAAGUGUUUUUGAAACAACAGUAUUUUUUUUUCCGUUCUUUUGUUGAUUUCUAUGAUGAAUAGACAACCUUGCUAAGGCUGUAUAAUAUAUCUGCUAAAUGUGGUAACUAGUGAAAAUUGUUGUUAGACUUUGGGAUCCCUAAUUCCAUCAAGUUUGUAUAUUAGCUGAUCUAAAUAUUGGUGGGGAAAAAAACUCUUUUUUCAUCUUAUUUGUUAUUAAAAGAUUAUUCACAACUUCACAACCUUUGCUAUAGCUCAAGGCAUGUAUAUACUGUAUAAGUAUCACGUUUUGGGGAAACAUUUUUGAAAGCUAAUUUUUUUUUUUUUUUUUGACUGUAAAUUAUUUAAUUUUGCUUAAUUGAAAACCACUCAAUGAGUAUGACGGCAAUUGUAUGACAGCAGUGGGAUACUUGUUAAAAUGGCAAAGCUAUGUAUUUGUCGAAUGAAAACACUUUUACCUGAUGUUUGUUUCCUGUAAAUGAUGACGAUUAUUGUUCAUACUCGGCAUUGCUUUCGCAGUCUGUCUCCGUUCUCACAUUGAAAAGAUAUCAGUGAAGCUUAAAAAACCAAUUGAUGGUCAAGCUUUACAUGUCUGAUGGUAAUAUCUCGAAAACAUCUUUUCAUUUUAGUCCUAAUGCACCACAAUGACACAUAUCACUUCCAUAUACACGUACAGUAUGUAACUCAAACGUAAUUGUAAUGUCACAUGUAUCCCUAAUAUGUGUGAAUAUAUUAAUGGCUAGGAAUAUGGUAUCCUUUGACAGAGCCAACGUUAAGCGUUGCAUACGACUUAAGGCCAAACCGUUUAUCAGUGCACACAGAAUCAAUUUAAGCCUUAUGAAAUGAAACGUGCCGACACGAUUACCUUUCAUUUAUUUCUCUUCUCUUGCUACUUUCUGUCUCUGUGGAUUGGCUCAGUGUCUGGCAAAGUAACCGCUAACAAUGUUUGGUACUUGUCUGUCUGAUCGACCUAAUGCUGCCUUUGUGGUCAGUAAAUCACAUGCUAUUGUCAAGAAAAUAUAUUCACUUGCUCAGAUUUUGACCCGUUACAGAACAUACUCAACCUUUCUAAGAAUAAAUCAGCUUCUUUUAUCACCAUAAUUGCCUUUGUGUUUGUAGUGGGAGCUUCAUGUUGUUUUGUCGCUUCAGCUCUUCUCUUGCGGGUUCUUGUCUCAUUAAAGACUUGUUUCUUUUCCUUCAAACUUGCCUUUGUACAUUUUGCAUGUUGCAUUGUCAGCUCAUAUUCACAUUUUAAUGCAUCAGAAUGCAUUUCGAGUUUGAUGGGUUUUUUUUGUUCAGCUAGUGAUCGCAGUGGAAUGGUUCAUAGCUAAAACGAUGGCCUAAAACUUUUGGAUUACACCUGGGAUUUAUUCAGUAUAUCUGUGACAAUUUGCCAUUUUAGUCAUAGUUUAUUUACUGUUGUUGGUGUGGAAGGA
Molecule: messenger RNA, 4678 nt
Organism: Pimephales promelas (fathead minnow)
Lineage: Eukaryota; Metazoa; Chordata; Actinopteri; Cypriniformes; Leuciscidae
Gene: cadm2a
Product: cell adhesion molecule 2a
Biological process (GO): homophilic cell-cell adhesion
Source: RefSeq, a predicted model, not a curated record